Sugiyamaella lignohabitans is the source of this 747-nucleotide messenger RNA. RefSeq lists its product as uncharacterized. Bases 1 to 747 code for a protein of 248 amino acids. The transcript has a single exon. Gene Ontology annotation, cellular component: cytoplasm. Lineage: Eukaryota; Fungi; Ascomycota; Dipodascomycetes; Dipodascales; Trichomonascaceae. The record is from RefSeq and is a predicted model, not a curated record. Gene Ontology annotation, molecular function: 5'-deoxynucleotidase activity.
AUGACUGAACCUGUUACUCUGGACACUGGUAUCUGGAGUCCUGAAAAGGCCAUCCCAGACAGCCUCAAACAGUAUAUUUCCCAGCUCCAAGCUGGAGAUUCUACUAAUCCUUCUCAGGAUUUUAAAAACAGUCAUCUUUUAAUCUUUCUUCAUAUUAUUCAGUUUUUGAAAAGAACUAAACGAACUGGUUGGGUCAAUUUUGAUGUUGAAGGGCCCGAAUCUAUUGCUGAUCACAUGUAUCGCAUGGGUAUUAUUUGCAUGCUUACGGGUAAUGAAGAGUUAAAUUCAAGUCGAUGUGUGAAAAUCGCUCUCGUUCAUGAUAUGGCCGAGUCCUUGGUUGGUGAUAUCACCCCCGUUGAUAAUGUUUCCAAGGAAGAGAAGCAUCGUCGCGAAUAUGAGACUAUUGUCUAUUUGAGAGAUCUCUUAAAACCUUAUAAUGCCAAGGCUGCUCAAGAGAUCUAUGAUCUUUGGAAUGAAUAUGAAAACAUUUCCUCUCCUGAAGCUCGUUUUGUUAAAGAUGUAGACAAGUUCGAGCUUCUGGUUCAAGCUUAUGAAUAUGAACAACAACACAACAAGACCAAGGAUCUUAGUGAUUUUGUUCAUGUGCGAAAGCAAAUCAAAACCCCUGAAGUCCAAAGCUGGGCCGAUACAAUCCUCAAACAACGUGAGGGUUUCUGGCAAGGCACUCCACGACCUGUAACAAAACGAAACACUACUAACAUUAAUUCCUCUACCUCUAAUAAUUAG